AUGGUGGGACGACUAACCGGAGUAGUCAAACGAGUGAAGGAUGUGGCCCCACUGCUGACAGCUGUCCACUGCAGCAUCCACCGUGAGGCUCUGGCUACAAAGACGAUGCCUGCAGACUUAAAUAAGGUGUUGAAUGAAGCUGUAAAAACUGUCAAUUUCAUCAAAAGUCGUCCCCUGCAGUCCCGCUUGUUUGGGAUCCUGUGCGCGGAGAUGGGGAGCGAACACAGACAGCUUCUCCUUCACACUGAGGUCCGGUGGCUCUCACGCGGCAAAGUGCUCACACGCCUUUACGAACUGCGCGAUGAAGUCAGAGUCUUCUUUGUGGACGUUCGUUUUGAGUUGGCCGAGCGAUUCUGCGACUUUGAAUGGCUCUGCAAGUUGGCUUAUUUGGCUGACAUUUUUGGAUACUUAAAUGGACUCAACCUGUCACUACAGGGGAAAACAGUGACUGUGUUUCAAGUGCAGAAUAAGAUUGAUGCCACAAUUAAAAAGUUUGAGAUGUGGGAUCGCAGAGUUGGACAAAAUAACUUUGAGUCCCUGGACAGCUUGUCGGACUUGUUGGGCAGCGAAGAGAGUGAGAUUCCCAGUUCGGUGGCAAGCGCUGUCAGCGCGCACCUGCAGGCCCUCGGAACCCAGCUUCGCAAGUAUUUCCCUGCACAAGACAACAUGAACAACUGGAUAGAAAACCCAUUUGUUCUCCAGGCUCAGGACGCAGCAGGACUUUCUUCAAGAGAGCAGGACAGCCUCGUGGAAUUAUCUUGUGAUAGCUCAUUGAAACUGGAAUUUACGCAGACUCACGUGGUGCGCUUCUGGAUACGCGUUUUCAAAGAAUAUCCACAUUUGGCUGACAAAGCCAUUCGUUUCCUCAUGCCAUUUUCCACCACGUAUCUCUGUGAGACUGGAUUUUCCUCCCUAGUUGCAUUAAAAACCAAGUACAGGAACAGACUGGAUGUCACCUCUGAUCUCCGCUUAAAGCUGACCACCAUUCAACCCAAUAUUGGGGCUUUAGCAUCCGCUAUGCAACACCAUCCGUCUCAUUAG
Knipowitschia caucasica is the source of this 1041-nucleotide messenger RNA. NCBI's taxonomy places the organism in Eukaryota, Metazoa, Chordata, Actinopteri, Gobiiformes, Gobiidae. The record is from the annotation of a GenBank genome assembly.